Molecule: messenger RNA, 4088 nt
Organism: Vidua chalybeata
Lineage: Eukaryota; Metazoa; Chordata; Aves; Passeriformes; Viduidae
Gene: PHAX
Product: phosphorylated adaptor for RNA export
Exons: 5
Coding region: 38-1228 (396 amino acids)
Biological process (GO): snRNA export from nucleus
Cellular component (GO): nucleus
Source: RefSeq, a predicted model, not a curated record
CCCACCCCGCCACCGCGCUCCACCCUUCCGCCGGGAUAUGGCGCAGGAGGUGAGCGGCAUGGACGGCGACGUGGAGGACGGCGAGCUGUCCGGCUCCGACUCGGACAUGCCCGGCGCCGGCUCCCCCGGACAGAAGCUGCAUGCUGGCAGUGAUUCCUGCAGACCCUUCCAGAGCAGCCUCUCAGCCUGUACUCCCAGUGUUCCUUACAGGACCACCAAGAGCCUGGACUCCAGCGAGGAGAGUGGCUCUGACUCCGAUGACGAUAGCUGCCUGUGGAAGCGAAAGAGGCAGAAAUGCUUCAACUUCUCCCCUGGCAAACCUGAGCCCUUCCAGCUCAGCCAGAGCCACCAAAAACAGACUGCUCUGUGCGGGAAGAAGGUCAACAACAUCUGGGGCGCCGUGCUCCAGGAGCAGAACCAGGAUGCCGUGGCAACUGAGCUUGGGAUUCUGGGCAUGGACGGUUCAAUUGACAGGAGCAGGCAGUCUGAGACUUACAACUACCUGCUGGCUAAAAAGCUGAUGAAGGAAGCCCAGCAGAAGGAGGCAGAGACUUUGGAUAAGGAGCUGGAUGAAUACAUGCACGAUGACAAGAAGACGUUGCCGGCAGAGGAGGAAAACGGGCAGGGCUUCCUCAAGCGGAAGCGGCCCGUGAAAGACAGACUGGGGGAAAGGCAAGAGAUGAAAUACAAGGGAAGGUAUGAGAUAACAGAGGAGGAUUCAGAUGAAAAAGUGGCAGAUGAAAUUGCUUAUCGACUUUGUGAACCAAAGAAAGACUUAAUUGCUCGAGUUGUGAAAAUAAUUGGGAAGAGAAAAGCCAUUGAGCUGCUGAUGGAAACAGCUGAAGUAGAACAGAAUGGCGGACUGUUCAUCGUGAAUGGCACCAGGAGAAGAACACCUGGGGGUGUCUAUUUAAACCUGCUGAAGAACACACCGAGCAUCAAAGAAGAAAAAAUCAAGGAAAUAUUCUAUCUGGAAAACCAAAAGGAGUAUGAAAACAAAAAAGCUGCCAAGAAGAGGAGGAUACAAGUUCUGGGGAAGAAGAUGAAAAAGGCCAUCAAGGGGCUUAACCUGCAGGAAUAUGAUGAUGCAUCUCGGGAGACUUUUGCCAGUGACACAAACGAGGCUCUGGCUUCCCUGGAUGACCUGCAGGAGGGGCACCACGAGGCAAAGAUGGAACCUGAGGAUACUAUUGAAAUUGAUAAUGCCCAUGAUUUGGAGAUCUUUUAGUUCCUAAUAUUCUUGAUAGCAGAGUCUCUAUAAAAACAUGUUAAAUUAGCUUUUCUUAUAAUCCCCUGGCUUCUUGUUUUCAAAGCAUGGGGAAUACUUGAUGCUGAAGAGCAGGAGGUAAUUCUUAGCUAAAUUUAACAGCAUGAAAGACUUUUAAUUGUCUUGUUACUUGUUUGCUGAGUUCUCAGAAACUGUUUAGAUUUUUCUAAAUAAGAGCCCUGCGUCACCUUAGGAAGUGUUUUUAGUCACAUGUUAGUUUUAGGAGUUAAGGCUGUGUUUUAACCAAAUACUUCUCAUUUAAUUUGCUGAAGUACACAAAGUAAUCAGGUGAGCAAUGCUCUUUACUACAGAUGAACAGAAAAAACAGAAUAAAUUUAGUCUUGAUAUAAAUGAUCAUAUAUUCUUAAUGUGGCAGUGUAUUGACAAAACCAGUAUUUAUAGGAUUAAGACCUGUAAAAACAGAUUGGUUUGUGAAAUAAUUUUAGAGGUCAGUGAUCUUUGAAUAGCGACCUUGUAAAUAAGUAGUAUUGAGCAAUGUACGUUUCAGAUUUCUGCAGUAUUUUAUUCUUUGUAUUCCAAUGGUGACUUGAGCUUCCUAUCUGUUCUGUCUAAACAUUUUUCAUGAUUAGACACACACCUAAGUUCCAUGGAUCUUUUUGUUUGCAGACAAAUUUAACUGAAAGCCUUCAGAGUAGUGAGAUUUUACUGAGCUGUGUUCCCUUCAAGGGUCUGUAGACUGUACUUGCAGUUAUAAACCCUUUCAGUUCUUGUUUCUGUCCUCCUCCUGUGUGCAGUGAGAUAAAGUGCAGCUUGCAAAAGAUCUGGAGUUUUUCUGUGCUGACUCUUGCAGGGGAUAUUUUUUUUAUUAUUUACUUGAUGCAGGAAACUGUUGUGUAGUUCUUUAGUUUGGCUGAAAACAAUUUUUAUGUUGAAUAUUGUUUUUAAUAUAGCUGAAGAAUAUGUGUAACACUGAUAGGUAUGAUGUCUAAAGUAUUUUGUCACUAGUAAGUUGUGGCUUUUUUUGUGAGUAGACACUAUUCAGCCCAGCUUUUGCCCAUUAAUUUUGUUCACCUUUGAGUCCUUGAGUUUCAGAGGGAAAGUGUGUCACUAAAACACAUAAUCAGUUUAUAAGAUUGAACAAUUCAGUACUGCUAAGAGCUGGCAUUUAAAGGAUGGCAGCAUUUGAAGAAACAUUUCUUACACAUAACAGCACAUUCCAUUACCUGCCUUACUAAACCUGGGUUUUGACUUUCCUGCUUUUUAUCUGUUCACAUGUCAGAGCUCCUAAUUGUUAAAAAGUUAAUCAGAUGUGCAGCAUGCCUUUGCUGGUAGUAGUUGCUCGUGAUGAAAUAACAAAAUUUCUUAGUUUUUCAUUAAUUUUCCUAACCAGUGAUGGUCAGAGCAAACUGGUAACUCCUGUAAGGGAAACAGAAUUUGUGCUGUUUAAGUGCUUUGGGACUGUACCAUUUCAUCCUGGUCUUGGGAACUGCUUGGGGAUAUGUCUUAACUCUUUUCUGGAUAGAAUCAGCAAAUUGUAACAUUGGUUUAAGCAACUUUUUUAUCGUUAUGUAAUUUGCACUGUGUAUUUUUUUAAUAUUAAUAUUUCUAACGUUGAUUUCCCAGGCAAGGGGUACUGAAAUGGUGUGUAAAGUGUUUCUUUAAUAAAACGGUGAUUGGGGCAUUAAGCUGUUGGAGCAGUGAGGAUGGGGAGGCGUCUGGACAGGGCCGUAGGGCCUGAGGGCACUUGGGGAGGAGACUGAGGGGAGACUCACCAGGGUCUCCAAAAUCCUCAGGAGGGGAAGAGGAAGGGCAGGCACUGAUCUCUUCACUCUGGUGCCCAGUGAUAGGACCUGAAGCCUGAAGCUGGGUCAGGGUUUUCAGGUUUAGAUUGGGUAUCAGGGAAAGGUUCUUCCCCCAGAGGGUGGUUGGGCACUGGAACAGGUUUCCCAGGGCAGUGGUAACAACACCAAACCUGAUAGUUCUGGGAGUGUUUGGACACUGCUCUGGUCAGGCACAGGGCGGGAUUGUUGGGGCUGUGUAGAGCCAGAAGCUGGACUGGAUAGUCCCUUCCAACUCGGCAGAUUCCAUGGUUCAGUUUCCUCCCAGUGUCCAAGAGACCUUUUCUUACCUUAUGGUUGUUCUCUGUUUUCCCUAGCUUUCAGCGGAGUCCUUCCAAAAGCCAAGCCAGUUCAGAAUGAUGAGUAGCCAAGUGUUCAGUCUUCAUCCACCAGCAAUCUCCUUGUCUUUGGUUGCAUUUAGCAGCUCUAGUUUCUGUGUGGUGCUGCAGUUGAGACAGAAGUUUUCUCUCUCAGCUCCUACUUAAUCACCUUCAGUCUCCCUGGGCUGAUCCCUGCACAGGGAGCAGCCCUGCCUGUCUGUGUCUGGGAUCAGAUCUAGGUAGAUUUUGGUAGCUGAUGUUCUGCAAACAAAAAUGCAAGCAAUACUAGGUGGGGUUUGAGCCAAAGAGCUUUUGCUACCUUGCAUCCAAAAUUCCAACUGCAGAACAGUGAUUUUUAGUACAACUGGAAAAAUAGUUUAUUAAUGAUUCAGUUUAACUGUGGAUCUUGAAAGUAUCAUUUGAAGUAUAAUUGCAAUUUUAUAGAUUCUCCUUCCCCUUCAAAGUAGAUGAUCUCAUUAAGGUGUUCUUAUGCUCUCUGGGCUUAUUAACUGCUGUUUGCCAAAAUUCUCAAGCAAGCAUGGAAUGACACAGUUCAAGGUAUAAAGGUGAUGGGAAAAGGAGAUGAUUGUAUUAAUUAUGACAUUUUCUGUUACAGAGAAGAUUAAUUCCUUGUAUUUUUUUCAGAGUAAAGGUGAAGGCAUAGACUGAGUAAUAAAGAAAAUUCUUGAGGUUUUUUUUUAA